Vitrella brassicaformis is the source of this 795-nucleotide messenger RNA. NCBI's taxonomy places the organism in Eukaryota, Vitrellaceae. The record is from the annotation of a GenBank genome assembly.
UUACAUCCGAUGUGCGAAUGGCCAGACAGCGGUGCGGUCCAAAGGCGUCAUCGGUCGAUCAAAAUAUAAAAUGUAGCCAGCGAUCUGCACACCACCCGAAAGCACCGACACGUGUUAACAGAAAUCCACCUGACUGAUUUCUGUUCCUUCUAUGUAUAGGAUCUUUCAUACCUGAUACCCUCCGGCCCUCCCCGCCUCCACGCAGCAGCACCCCUCCUCCGGUGGCGUCCAGGUCACCACCCACACACCGGCCCUCCGCUGCCAGUGGGCCAGGUCCCACUGGGUGAGGGCGCUGGCAUAGUAGCCAUCGGCGCCCUCACCCCACUCCCCAGCCCUCACGAGCACCUUCUUGGUGGUGCCGGCAGGCUGCUGCUGGUGCUGGUUCUGGUCGUCGGUGGAGGUCUUGGCAGCUUGCUUCCUUCUGCAGAACGGCGGAUUGACCAAAGAGCACAGCACAGCAGAGCAGAGAGCAUCAGUUAAUUAAUUGCGUCUUGUGUGCAGAUGGAUGUGUGUGCGAUGUACGUACGUACCUGCUCGGCGUCGUCAGCGUACUUGAGCAUCAUCAUCUUCAUAUCCCUCCCCUCCACCGUCCCCCGGACCGACUCCAGGAAGGCCUUGCACUCCUGCAGCAAGUGAGCAGGCAAAAAUACUGUUAAUGGUCUGCCUGCCAGUGUGCCGGUGUGCCUCCCGUCCCUUGCUCACUGCAGGGUGCUCGCACUUCAUGCGCAGGAACUUCAGCACGUGGGCCUCCCUGGAGUCGGCGUUGACGUCGGGGACGUCAAUCCUUCUAGACAU